Messenger RNA from Homalodisca vitripennis (glassy-winged sharpshooter), 888 nucleotides. RefSeq names its product ribosome biogenesis protein NSA2 homolog (gene Ip259). The transcript has 2 exons. The coding region runs from base 85 to 864 and encodes 259 amino acids. Gene Ontology annotation, biological process: maturation of LSU-rRNA; maturation of 5.8S rRNA. NCBI's taxonomy places the organism in Eukaryota, Metazoa, Arthropoda, Insecta, Hemiptera, Cicadellidae. The record is from RefSeq and is a predicted model, not a curated record. Gene Ontology annotation, cellular component: nucleolus; preribosome, large subunit precursor.
UAAUUCUGAGUUCUUCUUACUUCCUUCUUCUUCGUUGCAGAAGGCGUGUGUUCUUUGCAUGGUGUCGUUUUAAAGGCAGCGAUAAUGCCACAGAACGAAUAUAUUGAAAGACAUAUUAAGGAGUGGGGAAGGAGGCUUGACUAUCAUGAACGUAAACGUAAAAAAGAGGCUCGUGAGCCUCAUAAAAGAGCUGAAAAGGCAAGGAAACUUAGAGGAUUAAAGGCUAAAAUGUUUAACAAGGAAAGAAGAAAUGAGAAGAUUCAGAUGAAAAAGAAGAUAAGAGCACACGAGGAGAAGACUGUGAAGAAAACACAUGAAGAAGCUAAAGAAGGAGCCUUGCCUGUUUACUUGCUUGACAGAGAUGUUCAGUCUAGAGCCAAAGUGUUGUCAAAUAUGAUAAAACAGAAGAGAAAAGAAAAGGCAGGAAAAUGGGAUGUACCAAUUCCAAAAGUUAGAGCUCAGUCUGAUGCAGAAGUUUUCAAAGUCCUCAAAACUGGUAAAACUAAACGUAAGGCAUGGAAACGGAUGGUUACAAAAGUUUGUUAUGUAGGUGAAGGUUUCACAAGAAAACCACCCAAGUUUGAACGCUUCAUUAGACCUAUGGCUCUUCGCUUUAACAAGGCACAUGUAACACAUCCUGAACUGAAGGCUACUUUUUAUUUACCCAUUAUAGGAGUGAAGAAAAACCCAAGUUCACCCAUGUAUACAUCACUUGGAGUUAUUACUAAAGGAACUGUGAUUGAAGUUAAUAUUAGUGAACUGGGUUUGGUUACACAAGGUGGAAAAGUUGUUUGGGGAAAGUAUGCCCAAGUUACAAACAAUCCAGAAAAUGAUGGCUGUAUCAAUGCGGUUUUGCUUGUUUAAUAAAAUAAAAAGUUUUUGUUAAAA